Corticium candelabrum is the source of this 805-nucleotide messenger RNA. RefSeq lists its product as uncharacterized. The coding region runs from base 10 to 729 and encodes 239 amino acids. NCBI's taxonomy places the organism in Eukaryota, Metazoa, Porifera, Homoscleromorpha, Homosclerophorida, Plakinidae. Gene Ontology annotation, cellular component: cytosol. The transcript has 5 exons. The record is from RefSeq and is a predicted model, not a curated record.
GCUGAGAAUAUGAAGAAAGCAGCUAGUGAUUUCACAUCCUGUCUGAUGUCUUCACUAAAGCCAGCUUGCUUCUGUGAAUUAUGCUUUGACGAAUAUUACAAUCUCAGCAAAGUCUACUGUUCAAUACAUUCCAGCAAACAUUGUUUUCAACCACUACUAGCAGGAGACAGCACAUAUGCCAUUGAAGAAUUCUACAACUUUGCUAGAGCCACAUGGGAAACCAGAGGCCAUUGUUCAAAUUGCUUUAAUGGAUCUCAGCUUAAUGGAAAUGUCAAGGAUUUCUAUAUCUAUCUUUCUUCAUUUGACAGAUGUAUUCAUAAUGCAAGCAAUAACUAUACAGUCUGUAACACUUGUAAGCAAGACUACAGAGCAUUGAUGGAAUUUUAUAACUCCAAAUUUGGUCGUGAUCCUUCUAAAGUUUGCGCAGAUGUCUCAGAUCAUAUGAAUUCAUCUAUGUAUAAGUGGCGAAUUGCGUAUAAGUGCCCAGAAGGCGAGAACCCAGUUUUAACUGUUUCAUUAUUCACAAGUGGAGUCCUCAUACUAACAGCUUUAUUCUAUGUCUGUGUUUACGUAUGGGGCCGAAGAGAACAGAAAAAGGAUAUGACACAAAAAAGGAUCAAAAGGUCAAAGUCAAAGUCACAUUCACGCUCACUCAGUCCAGAUGGAGUGAAAAAUAAAGAAAUUGAAUCUCAAAUAGACUUGAGCACAGAUAGCGCUACACUCAAUUAAUAACUGAUAUUUUGUUCAAGAAAUUUCGGCAACUACAGUUUAAGCAAGGUAGCAUAUAAACUAGUCUAAUACUAAA